Molecule: messenger RNA, 521 nt
Organism: Williopsis jadinii
Lineage: Eukaryota; Fungi; Ascomycota; Saccharomycetes; Phaffomycetales; Wickerhamomycetaceae
Product: SCP2 sterol-binding domain-containing protein
Exons: 1
Coding region: 21-392 (123 amino acids)
Cellular component (GO): cytosol
Source: RefSeq, a predicted model, not a curated record
AUCAAGCAAUACAACCAACUAUGAGUUUCAAGAGCGAGCCAAUUUUCAAACAGAUCGAAACAUCUCUUUCAUCCAAUCCAAGCUUAGCUAAAGAGUUGGUCAAGAAGACGAAUUCCGUCAUCAUCUUCAACUUGAAGAACAAGAAAGGCGAACAGAAAGCAUGGAAGUUAGAUUUGAAAAAAGAAGGAACAUUGACUGAAACCACAGCGGAUGCUGAGUCUGAUUUACUCAUCAACUUGGGUGACUUGGACUUUAAGAAGUUGGUUAACGGCAAGAGUAACUCCCAAAAGUUAUUCCUCACUGGAAAGUUGAAAGUGAGAGGUGAUGUUAUGAAAGCUGCAAACAUUGAGAAAAUCUUGAAAGCAGUUGCGCCUGCAAAGGCCAAGUUGUGAUGGAACACAUCUGACUGUGUGCCAAUUUUGUCGUUCGUGCUCUUUUCAUAUACAUACUGUUUUCUUAGCUUUGAACAAGUACAAUUUGACUAGUCAGGACGCUUAGGUUAAAUGGCUCGAACACAUCAG